AUGUAUAAUCCAAACCAGAGAUAUACACAGCAAUCUUCACAACCACAACAACAGCAACGUUCAUCAUAUCCUUAUCAGCCAUUCCAACCUUCCCCCCAACAAACACAAGCCAGUCCUAGUAUACUUCAAUCAGGUCUACCAAAUCAUAAUACUCAAAAUUCUCACUUUAAUAAUUUUAGCUCGUCACCUGCUGCAAAUUAUCCAAGAUUAAAUAAUAGUAAUGAUAUACGUUAUAGUGGUGCUCAUUUAGGUUCUCACCAACCAUCUCCUCAACAACAUUUGCAACCUGCAAAUAAUGCUUGGAAUAAAAGUUGGGGUACUGAUAUCAGUGGUGCAAAUGCUGCUACUUCUCACAAUCAACAUGGUAUGAUAUCAACCAGUAGUAUAUAUGGUAAUGCUUCGUCUACUUCUAAUAACUCAAAUCAAUCCUUUAUUGCUACAACAAAUUACUUACAACAACAAAACCCAUCACAACGAUGGCCAGUAGAUGCUACUAUUUCUUCGAUUGGCAUAAAUCCACUUGGUCAUUUUGUAUCAGACGUCGAUAAUUCGUACAAUCAUCAAAUAGAUAUUCACAAUUAG
This is a messenger RNA of Entrophospora sp. SA101, 582 nucleotides long. NCBI's taxonomy places the organism in Eukaryota, Fungi, Glomeromycota, Glomeromycetes, Entrophosporales, Entrophosporaceae. The record is from the annotation of a GenBank genome assembly.